GCACUCCACACUCCAUCACCUUCGAAGGAAGCAUAUUGCAUUUAGCCUCAUUCUGAGGGUGUUUUCUCACGCAUCCCAUGUACAGCAAGUUGAAGAUGUCCUCCGUGACGCGUGAAGGUUUGUCCUACUAGGAACACUGUCAUCGUAACGUCGGACACUUAAGGCUGCAGUUCGGUGCGGAAGUUUUUGACUCAACAGCGUUGUUUGAGAGGCGAAUGUACAUGCUAUCUGAUUCCGGCAUUGACCUAAGUUCAUCUCGUCGCCGAGAUACGUUAUUGGAUUCUGCUUCCAUGCGUUGCUUGAGCUGGCCAAGAUCUUUUCUACGAUUGCAAUCAGUGUCAUCUAUUGGAAGCCAAACUGAUGCUCAGCCUCUGGAAAUGGUUCAAAAGACAUGGACAGUUGAUCUUUGGACACUUAGCUAGCCUCUAUCAGCUGUCCGCUCUGUGUCUUUAUUGACACUUGCUGCUCAAACACUCUUUUUGAACAUUGAUCAUGGACUACGAUGCAUUCGACGCUCUUUUGCACCAUAUCUUCAAGGAGACGCAAGGGGAUACAUGGUUGAAGCCUUCGGAAGAGCUUUUUCGAACAGGCGUAUGCCUCCGAGUUGGUUCCGGCCAGUUUCGUGUCUUUCCCUACGAAAAUCAUUAUCUCGAGCCUUUUGAGGCUGCCGUCAGGAUCCUCAAUCCUGUUGUCGCAGUCAAGUUGCGAAGUGCGGCGAUCCAUGCCUCAAUCUCCACGGUACCUGAGAGUUCGGACACGAUUUUUAUUGACGAUAGCAAUCGUAUCCAGAUCUUGCCGACCAUGGCGUCUUUACCUCGAGCGGACAAGGAGCAACGUGGUGCCUUCAUUAGGGACGAACGUGUGCUGGUCAUUUGGGCGUACCAGCUCGAUGACAUCAUUCCAACAUACAGAGAAUUCGAGGAUAAGCUCAUCAAACUUGUUUGGAAUCGAAGAUCUACAUUCUCUUCGGCGUUCUCUUUGCCUCAGUCUACGGUGGACUCUGUGGCAACCAUGAAGGCCGACAUAGCGACUGAGAAGGCCCAAGCCGAGGUAUCUUCUAGCGAAAUCAAGAACGAGACACCUGAAGCCUCCAAGGAAUCGAAGCAGAAAGUCCGCAAGGCCCGGAGCUGUGGACUUCGCUAUUGGACAUCGGGCAAGAAUGACGUUGAGAAGCGAGCUGAUGGACCUUCUUCACGUCCCACGCGCCUAUUCGCCGCUGUUUAUGCCGGUAUUGCUACUGCGUUAUCAAUUUACUUCAUUGGCAGUGGUACCGACGUUUUGAUACAAGAGAUCGUCCUCGAUGGUGAUUAUACUCGCCUGGCGCUUCUCCUGACAACUCCCCUGUUCUUUUGUGUAUCACUAUUCUUCUCCCUUCAGAUCAUCGGGAACAUCUCAAUGGUUAUUGGUCCGGUCGCUCAGUACCUCGAGAACUCCAAGUAUUAUUCCGCUGUGUCGCCGGCGCCAAACAAAGAGGUUGAUACCCAUCUUCCUCAUAUUACUAUCGAAUUACCAGUAUACAAGGAGAGUCUCUCUGAAACGAUCGCACCGUCGGUAUUUUCCAUUAAGAAGGCCAUGCAAACUUAUGCCCGUCAAGGAGGUACUUCCGCUAUCCUCGUUCACGAUGACGGUCUCCAACUUGUCUCCGAAGCCGAGAAGAACGAACGCAUUCAGUUCUACGCUGACAAUAACAUCGGCUGGGUUGCUCGCCCACCACAUUCCAGUGCUCCGGACGGUUACAAACGUGCUGGUCGUUUCAAGAAGGCGUCGAACAUGAACUACGGUCUCGCACUCUCGCUGAAGCUUGAAAGGCAUCUUGCCGAUCUCAUUGCCAAGGCUGACGGCUCUGGCGAAGAUAUUGACGAGGAAGAGAACAUCGAGGAACAUGCAUUGGAGUUGGCGAUCGAGGAGAUUUACGAGGAAAGUGGACGCCGCUGGAAGCCUUGGGCAUGUAACGCCAAGUCUAUUCAGAUUGGAGAGAUCAUUCUCAUCGUCGAUGCGGAUACUCUCGUUCCCGAGGACUGUUUCCGCGACGCUGCUCGCGAGCUAGCGGAGAGCCCCGACGUCGCCAUUAUCCAACAUGAGUCUGACGUCAUGCAGGUCGCCCAUCAUUACUUCGAGAACGGCAUUGCGCACUUCACCCGUCGCAUCAAUAAAGCCAUCUCGCUUUGUUGCGCGAAUGGCGAGGUUGCCCCAUUCGUUGGUCACAACGCCUUCUUGCAAUGGUCCGCCCUACAAGAUGCUGCAUUUGUCGACCCGGCCGAUGGGAUUAAGAAGAUAUGGUCGGAAACCAAUGUCUCAGAAGACUUCGAUAUGGCUCUUCGCUUGCAACUGAAAAACUACAUCAUAAGAUGGGCGACAUACUCUGACGGUGGGUUCAAGGAGGGCGUCUCUUUGACCUGCGAUGAUGAGUUGAAUCGUUGGCAGAAGUAUGCAUAUGGUUGCAACGAGUUGAUUUUCCAUCCUCUCAUCGACUGGUGGAGGCAUGGUCCAAUUACGAAACAGUUGCGGAUCUUUAUCUGGUCCGAUGCACCUAUACACUACAAGAUCAGCAUGAUGUCCUACAUGUUCUCUUAUUAUGGUUUGGCUGCAUCGUUCAUCCUCUCAGUCGUCAACUACCUUCUGUUGGGUUGGGAAUUUGAAGUCGACGGAUUCUACCUUCGCAGCUUCGAGAUAUGGCUGGCGUGCACAGUCGUCUUCCCUAUUGCCGGUAACUUGGGUUUCACUCUUCUGCAGUAUCGACUUGGACAACGCAGCCUGCUGGAGGCCCUCAUAGAGAAUGUCACCUGGGUACCCUUCUUCUUUUUCUUCUUCGGCGGGCUGAGUGUUCAUCUCUCCCAAUCCCUCCUCGCUCAUUUAUUCUCAUACAACAUUACCUGGGGUGCAACCAAGAAAGAAGUCGAGCGUUCCAACUUUUGGAUUGAAGUGCCCAGGAUCCUUAGACGAUUCUGGAUUACUUUUGUUCUUUGUGUCAUAUUCACUGCCCUCAUGAUUAUCCUGCGCGUCCCCUUGCUUCCCAUUGCCUGGCGCGUCUCUGGGUCCAACUGGGCUGUCAUAUUACCUCUUGCCCUCACAGUUGGAUGCCACUUUCUCUACCCUAUCGUCUUGAACCCAUGGCUGAUGAUCUUCUCAUAUUAAGGUAGAGGUCUCAUCCGGCCAAUCCUUAUGAACUAUUGUCCCUAGACUCCCUGAUAUACUAAUUCGAACAAUUGAACAUUAUAUACUUCAUUCCCAUGCAUAGAUAAGCAUUGCACGUUGUUGUAUUGAAUUGAACACGCGGAUAUACUACGACUUGGUUGCU
Molecule: messenger RNA, 3298 nt
Organism: Somion occarium
Lineage: Eukaryota; Fungi; Basidiomycota; Agaricomycetes; Polyporales; Cerrenaceae
Source: the annotation of a GenBank genome assembly